AUGAUAUAAAUAAAAGACUCACUACCCAAGGAAUGGUUUGAUUUUAUCGAGUCAAUCAAGAUUUUAAAUCCCAUUGACGAAGAAACAGUUAAAUAAUUUGUAAAAGUUCGAGCCAGCCAAUUUCCAUCUGACCAAUAAAUGAAAUAAUACUAUGAAGAAGUUUUUUCAAAAUCGACUAAUGAUUCGAACAGGAAGAAAUGGCAUCAGCAAGACAAAAUUCUGCUUAUCUGGAGCAUGACAAAAUAUUUAAUGUCUUAAAAUAGAUCUGACUUAAUUCCUAAUGACAGAGAUUGGGAGUAUAUAUCGAAAAUACUCUGUGUGGAUAAGUAAUUGGUUGAAUUAAAAUGGAUAUCCUUACUUCAUUCCAAUCUAAAAAUUUCCCCUUGGACCAAAGAAGAAGAUCAGAUUUUGACAGAUAUUGCAAGUUAACACUAUUCAAAAAAUAAUUGGACAGAACUAACUAUUAUGUUUAACUAAUUGUCCUCAACUUAGAGGUACCCCAAAUAAAUAAGAGAGAGAUGGAAUAACGUUCUUAAUCCAAGCAUCUCUAGGUCGAGUUGGACUAAAGAGGAAAAAAUUAAACUCAUACAAUUGAUUUUAGAUUAUGGUAAGAAAUGGUCUAAAAUACAGAGUGAAAUGAAUGGGAGAAGUGAAAAUUAAAUCAAAAACUAAUAUAAUGGAAUCAUUAGAAAUUUGAAACGAUUUAAUGUCUAAGAAAACGAAGAGAGAUCUUUACUCAAAGCUAUCGUACAGAACCCAGAUUAAAAAUUGAGUUUGACAGUUACACAAUUUAUGUCUGACUUCUUGGCCAAGAAAGAAGCCUAAAAGAGAAUAGACACUCCACUAUUGAAUACUGAAGGGUCCAAUUUGAAAAAACCAAAAGUAGAACCUCUCUCUCUUGAUAAUGCAAUCAGUGCCACAAAUGUCUCUUUAACUGAAAAAACAAAAAUAAGUCAGGAAUCUUCAAACUAGAUUGUUCAAACAACAAACUUAUUUCAACAGUAAAAUAACCAUUUCUCUGUACCUUAAAUUUAACCAUAAUAAAUAUGUUAUGGAAACUAAUAUGGUAUGUUUAGUUUCCCUAAUGCAUAUAUGAAUUAUGCUCCAAAUAAUCAGAUAUAUCCAAAUUAUCAUUAAUUUCCAGUUAACUUAGGAUUUUAACAAUAAUUUUAAAUGUAUCCAGGAUACUUCUGAUUUGUUGAAGCAUAAGUGAGCAAAAUAUUGAUAUAUAUAUUGAAUAAUAUAUUAUUUUUAAAUUUGAAAUUU
Molecule: messenger RNA, 1266 nt
Organism: Paramecium tetraurelia
Lineage: Eukaryota; Ciliophora; Oligohymenophorea; Peniculida; Parameciidae
Exons: 6
Biological process (GO): regulation of DNA-templated transcription
Cellular component (GO): nucleus
Molecular function (GO): DNA-binding transcription factor activity, RNA polymerase II-specific; RNA polymerase II cis-regulatory region sequence-specific DNA binding
Source: RefSeq, a predicted model, not a curated record